AUGCCUCCUAAGAAGUAUAAUGGGAGAACCAGAAGUUCCAGGAAGGAAAUAGAUCUGACAAACAGAUCAACGGCCUCUCAUUUCAUAGGUAACGAUGAAAACAGUGCUCAACUUGAGAAUAAAAAUUACAAGGAUGUUGAUGCUCCGAUAUCAAAAAAUAUAACGGAGAUUCUCAAUGACAGUGGAGACAACCCUUUGAAGUAUAGAUUUCCUUUAAACUAUGUCUAUCUAGUUCAAGAUAUCAUGAAUGAAUACAUGACUUUCUCAAGAUUUCUUGAGCUCGCUUGCAACUGUUAUUUGCUUCAGGUUAUUUAUGUGAAGAAAGAGAAGUUUCAUCUACAAGACAAUGUCACCAUUAUUGGUUACAAUUUGGGUGCAUGCUUUAUUGCGAUGUUAUUAGGUUACAAAACUCAGUUGACGAAAUUCCGAAAUAAUCCAUCUAGCUUUCCCAAGCCACAGCUUCCUGAUUUUAAUAACAUCUAUUCGAUCCUUUUGCCGUUGUACUUAAAUAUAACGCAUAAAUCCAAAUUCUUUCUAAUUAACUUGUCCCUUAACUAUUUUGCCCUUGACAAUUUAAAUAUCUAUUUCAACUUUUUAUCAGGACUUGCGUUUUUUUUAUUUAACAAUAACGAAGAAGAGAGCGGAGCGAAACCAUUGGAUUUCAUUUUAGCAUCAGCUGUUUACUUCUUUUACAGAAAUGCAAUACAAUACAUCAAUCUUGGGAAUACGAAGUCAAAAACUACUAUAACAAAAGAAGUCAUUGAACAAGAAGGUUCUGUUAAUGACGAAGAGUUAGCUCUUGCAAAAGAGGGAAGAGCGACAAGUUUAAACAAUGCAGAAAUCCAUUUAAUAAGCUGUGCAAUAUCAUGUCUCUUAUUAAAUACAAGUGAUCCAACAAAAUUCAAUUUGCCACUUAUUAUCUUUCAAAAAUUAAUUAUAAGUUCAACAAUUGGUCUUUUGGCAGCCUAUCCUAGCUUUUUAUACUAUAAAAAAACCGAAAGCAAGCUAGCAUCUUCCGCAACUGUUUUGAUUUUUUCGGCUGUGGUGUAUUUCUCGACUAAUUAUCAACUAGCUAAAGUUAUUAAUAACGAGAAUGCGGUUCGCUGGUUAUAUUCAUACAUCUUUAAAAAUGAUUAUAAAACUAAGGUAGUUAUAAGUUGGAUAGUUUCCUUAACUGCUGUUAUACCUUUAGUCUUCUAUAGGUCAGAUGUCUUUACUCUCAAUACAAGGAGAAAGAUCUGGCAUUUUGUGCUUUUGACAAUGAUUCUUCCACCAUUGUCGACGGAUCCACAAUUCUCGUUGAUUUGCUUACUUGGGACUGUUGUGCUUUUGUCAGUCGUUGAGAUAGUUCGCUACAAUAAAUUCACCUUCUGCGGGCGCUACCUUCAUGACAAAUUAACAAAAUUCCAAGAUUUCAAGGAUCUUAAAGGACCAUUGAAUUUGUCAUACAUCUACUUGGUAAUAGGAACUUCUAUCCCAACAAUUUUUGAUUAUUGUUUGAAUGAGAAUGUAUCAAUAAAAGCAUAUCUCGGACUCAUUUCAUUGGGCUUAGGAGACUCAGUUGCUUCGAUUAUUGGAAAGAGGUUUGGGAAAUUGAAAUGGAGAGGAAGUAAAAAUACUAUAGAAGGCACAGUUGCUUUCUGUAUAGCAUCGUUGAUUGGUAUCAAAGUAAUAGAUUAUUUUUUCAUCCCUGCUAAAUCUACGAAAUGGGAAUCUAUCUUAAUUUCUAUACUAUUAGCGGGUGUGCUUGAGGGAGUCAGCAGUUUGAAUGACAAUUUUUUGAUACCUCUAUACGUAUUAUCUUCGGCCGAAGUGAUUGAAAUUGCAUUCCAAUAG
This is a messenger RNA of Priceomyces carsonii, 1836 nucleotides long. RefSeq names its product dolichol kinase. Gene Ontology annotation, biological process: dolichyl monophosphate biosynthetic process. Gene Ontology annotation, molecular function: dolichol kinase activity. Bases 1 to 1836 code for a protein of 611 amino acids. The record is from RefSeq and is a predicted model, not a curated record. Gene Ontology annotation, cellular component: endoplasmic reticulum membrane. The transcript has a single exon. NCBI's taxonomy places the organism in Eukaryota, Fungi, Ascomycota, Pichiomycetes, Serinales, Debaryomycetaceae.